AUUGGUGGAGGUGGUGGUAGUGAGCGCGCGGCACACUUCGCGCUUCUCUUUGUAAGUUCUCACAGUACCACGCACCUUGGCUUACUCUCGCAGGUGAAAUAAACUGUUCCUUCAGCGCGAUUCCAUUCCGUUUAUCGUACCCGUGGAAUUAUUCUCUCUUUUUCUAUGAUUAUUCGCGUAACCGUGUUUGUAAAAGAUCGAAAAUCUUAAUGUGUUCAACCGCGAGAAACGGCCUCGGCCCUGCUACUGUUACUAGUGUACUAUGUCAUUGAGAGGAUCUGUCUGAACGAACAAAGAAUCAGAUUUCUCUCGGCGACCUUUCUGUCGCCACGUGCUUCGUGUUCUUUGCGUCUUUUUCGCAAAUUCGCCGAUCCUCCACGCGUUCGAUUCAUCGAAUUGGCCAGUUCCAUCACCAACGUUCCUGCGCUUUACGUAAUUAACAAGCCAGAAUGUAUGGACCGAUUUUCUUCGUUACCAUUCUCGGAGCAUUUCACGAAAUUGCCGCCGCCUCGCAACACAUUAGCAAAGAUCUCACAAAUCACUACAAUGCUCGUUUUCACGUUUACGAAGAACCGUACAGUAUCGACUUCACAUAUCAUAAUUACGAGCAAAUGAGUCGUUUUCUUCGAACAACAUCUCUUCGAUUUCAAAACCUCACUGCCUUAUAUUCUAUAGGAAAAUCCGUGAAAGGUCGCGAUUUAUGGGUAAUGGUUGUUUCUUCCUCGCCUUACGAACAUAUGAUCGGUAAGCCCGAUGUAAAAUAUGUGGCCAAUAUACAUGGGAAUGAAGCUGUAGGUCGUGAAUUAAUGUUACAUCUAAUUCGCUUCCUUGUCACCAGUUAUGGAUCAGAUCCAUAUAUUACGUGGCUUUUAGACAAUACCAGAAUUCAUAUUCUUCCAUCAAUGAAUCCUGAUGGUUUUGAAGUUUCGAAGGAAGGAUAUUGCGAAGGUGGUCAAGGCAGGUAUAACGCACGCGGUUUCGAUCUGAAUCGAAAUUUUCCCGAUUACUUCAAACAGAACAACAAAAAGAGUCAACCGGAAACAGAAGCUGUAAAGGAAUGGGUCUCUAAAAUUCAAUUUGUUUUGUCUGGAAGCUUACACGGAGGUGCCUUGGUUGCAAGUUAUCCAUUCGAUAACACACCUAACUCGCUGUUUCAGAGUUAUACUUCGGCGCCGAGUAUUUGUCCAGACGAUGACGUGUUUCAACACUUAUCGUUGGUGUAUUCCCGAAACCACGGAUCUAUGUACCAAGGAUUACCCUGCUCGCCAUCUCAACCUGGCUUUAAAAAUGGUAUAACUAAUGGAGCACAAUGGUAUCCACUUACCGGUGGAAUGCAAGAUUUUAACUACGUAUGGAACGGAUGUAUGGAAAUUACAUUGGAACUUUCGUGUUGUAAAUAUCCUCCUGCUUCUGAUUUACAAUUUUACUGGGAAGAAAAUCGCGUGGCACUCAUUAAAUUUUUAGCGGAAGCUCAUAGGGGUGUCCGUGGAUUUGUUAUUGAUGAAAAUGGAAAUCCCAUUGAGAGAGCAUCUAUUAAAGUGAAAUCACGAGACGUUAGUUUCCUUACUACGAAAUAUGGUGAAUUUUGGAGAAUUUUACUGCCAGGAAUGUAUAAACUAGAGGUAUAUGCAAAUGGAUAUCUUCCACGUGAUGUAGAAUUUAGAGUAGUAGAACAACAUCCGACCUCUUUCAACGUAACAUUAUACAGAGCAAGUAGACAUCCAGGUGAGGAUGAAACUGGAUCCAAUUUUUAUAAUGGGAACAGGGACCAUAUUAACCGGGACCAUGUGAUACAUUUUCGACCACAUUCUGGAACCAAUACUGCAUCCGAGACAAAUAGCGGAAUUUUUUCAUCCAUUAGUAACGGAUUCAACUCCUUCGUUAAUAAUUGGUUUGGGUGAUUAAUUAUGAGCUAGCGGACAACAAAUUUUUUAACAACACUGUUGUUUCAUAUUAAUUUCAUAAUGACAAACAGAGGCGAAACGAUGUUGAAAAUGUUUAUUAUUAUUUGUUACUCUAUCUGUUGUUAUAAAUGAUGAUAUAAUAAUUUAUAAAACGGAUAUUACUAAUGAAAUUGAAACAGUUUCAAAUAACAAAGAAACUUACUUUGUUAUCUGAAAAAGUUCAGAGCAAACAUGCAGAGCUCAAAUUUAAGUAUAUAGAUAAAAAUGAACGUGUAGAUAUCAUAAUUUACGUAGUGAGCAAAUAUUUAUAUUUUCUUAAUUUUACAUGUCUCUAUAACUUCGAUAAUUUAUUUUUUAUAUACGUAUGUUCAGAUUUCUUAUUUAUAUUAUUUAAAAAUGAACAAUGUGUAUUAAUUAUUUUUAUUUUUACUUUUAUACAUGGUUUAAAGUAUUUAUUAGUACUGGGAGAGAUACUUAAUCUUCCAAGAAAAUUUCACUUUAUAAUAAAAAAUAUUUAUGUUAAACACUUAAAAAUUAAUUUCCAUAAUUCUAUUAUUUAAGCAAACAAAAUUAUUUCUAGAGAUUUCUUCUCGUUAAGUUUUAAUAGAUCCAUUUUAUUUCUAAUCUCCUAAUGAACAAAAUUCUAGUCUCUUAAUUAAGAGAACAUCAAGUUUUACAAGUUAAAUUAAUUAAAAGAUGAUUUGAACGAAAAUUAAAUGUUUCAUACGUCAACAUUUAUAUCUAAUGUUCAUAAUAUAAGAUAUAAAUAUCGAUUAAUUGUUCUUAUAAUGAUCCGAAUUAUCUACUCCAAAAAUAUCAUGAAAAAAUAUUUGAUACAAGGAAUGACAUUUUUUUAUAGGUAUUCGUAAUAGUUUAAAUUCAUAUCAUAUAUCGUAUAAUAAGGAAGACUGUUUAAUGAAACAAAAAAAUUACUCGUUAUCAUCUUCUAAUGAAAGUAACAGACACAAUUAUUUUAUAUAUAUUAUAUAUAUAUGUAUAUUAUUUUACUCGCACACAAUAAGAUAAUGUUCAAAAAAAUAGUUUUUAAUUGCACUGUUUGCAACAUAUGUAUGAAAAGAUUUAUCAUAUUUGUUUUUUACAUAAGAGGCAUGCCGAAAUAUUGUGCCUUCACUAUCGAAAUUGUCAUUCUCAAACUUCUUAAGAAUAGCAUCAAAAAUGGCCUUAAAAAUUGCGUGAUAAUUUUUCAUCUUUCAAUGAGAAAUUAUCGUUUAUUACCUACUCAAAUUAUAUGUUUUGUUGUCCUCGUAUAACGUCUCCAAUUAGUCAUACGAAUAAAAUAAAAUAAAAGUAGCUAAAAGUCGAGAAUUCGCGUAACGAAGGGACCUGCAGUGAUAUAUUUUUUUUGCAUAUUAAACACAAAUUAUAUUUUUUAAAAUACGCGUACAUAUAUCUAUAUUAAAUGAAAGGAUUUUACGCAAUAUCGACGUUAUAUGCUAUAUAAUAUUUUACUAUAGAAGCCGUAUUAACAGAGAAAAUAUUUAAUUUAAAGACAAAAUGCAAUUAUAGGGAAAAAGAAAAUUAUUGCGAUAUAGAUAGUACGAAAAUCUAUAUAUACCAUACAAAAAUUAUAUUCAAUGUCAAGUACGAAAGUAAUAUUUUUGUAGAGCAUUUAGUAUCCAAAGAAUAAAAAAUUAAAGUAUAGAUACGUCGAUAAAAAAGAACCUUAUAUUAUAACUGAAUUAUACAAAAGUGUAUUAAAAUUUUCUAAUUAAAGUUAGUUUAAACUA
Molecule: messenger RNA, 3652 nt
Organism: Bombus pyrosoma
Lineage: Eukaryota; Metazoa; Arthropoda; Insecta; Hymenoptera; Apidae
Product: carboxypeptidase M
Exons: 9
Coding region: 450-1901 (483 amino acids)
Biological process (GO): proteolysis
Cellular component (GO): cell surface
Molecular function (GO): zinc ion binding; metallocarboxypeptidase activity
Source: RefSeq, a predicted model, not a curated record